This is a messenger RNA of Peronospora farinosa, 1401 nucleotides long. The record is from the annotation of a GenBank genome assembly. NCBI's taxonomy places the organism in Eukaryota, Oomycota, Peronosporomycetes, Peronosporales, Peronosporaceae.
AUGGUCUCUACUUCUUUUGAAUUUACUGCGAGUUCAACGUGGCACGAUCCAAUGGACAUUCACGUUCGAAAGCUCAUGAUGACACGUCUUCAAAGUCAUUCAACAUUGACACAACAAUAUCCGCUCUUACAGACAUCUAAAGAUUCUGGUACAAGUCCAUCACUUUUGCAACGACUUGAAUGGAUGUUGUACCAUUCUGCAGGCUCUUUAGGUGAAUACCUGCAUCAGCCAUCGCUGGAGCGACGUGUACAGGGUCUCGUGACCCAUUAUAAACGCAAACGAUCCGAGACAGAACCAAACGACAACGUUAUGACGUCUAGUCGAGCUUCGACUACCAAGAGACAGAGAUUUCUAGUGACGAUUACCGAAGAUGAGAGUCGUGACUGUAGUGUCAGUGCUACAGAUUGUGUGCUUAACAGUAACUUGGACUUGUUGCACCACGUGUGCAGGUUUCUAGACAGCUCCGACGUCUUACGAUGUCGAACGGUCAACAAAUUCCUGUACCUUCAUGCACCGUCUUUUAUACAGUCAUUGCAUAUUGACGCAACGUCGUCUACAAUGUCAGAGACGCAGAAUGAUGGUGGUGAUGCUGCUGUGUCAGGACUGGCGGGCUUUGUUGCACGAAUGCAAGAACCUCACAAGUCUCACGAUCUCAAACCAAAACAACCAGUCACAUCUCAAGGCAGCGCGCUGGAAGGAGGAGCAUGUCCUUUACUACAGACAUUUGAGCUCCUUGCUCCGUUCGACUUUACAACAGAGAGUGAUACCGUUUUAGUGGUGCUGCGAGCACUGGCUGAGAGUAAGACAGAGCAUGGGCUCAGGAUUCCGCUGCAGCAUUUGGUACUUGAUGCAACUUUUCUCGGUGAUCGCGGCAUUAAGCAGCUUACUGACCUGUUCGAGACUCGGAGAGCAUUCUUCAAGCACCUGCAGACACUAAUCGUGCGCAACAAUUCCAUGGGUGAAACAGGUUGUCGCGCUCUUCUUGAUGUCAUCGAGCCGUUCAGUGACCUCAAGACGCUGGACCUGAGUCGAAACAUCCUGACUGACACGGAUGCACUCGCACUUGCAGAUUUGCUCGACAAUCCUGUCGCAGGCUGGAGUUUUUGCGAAAGCAUGAAUGGUAACUGGAUGACGUCGUCUAAAGAGGACAUUGAACGUGAACGGUUGAGCGUGCUGGGACUUGCCGGGCUGCGAACGCUUAAGCUGCAUGAAAACUUCAUCACGUGUGACGGGUUUCACGCCAUCACGAUUGCACUGUGCUCUCGAGAAGUCUUUGUGGCGACAAUUGGUAAUGCUGCUGAAUCCAAUGAUGAAGAGGAAGACAAUUACGAUGAUAAUGAGGAGGAGGAAGAAUUCAUACAUGGAGAUCAAGAGCACCAGACGAUAUUUAUGAAGAAAUGA